AACAAAGUGUUUCAAAUCUCUUUCCCAAUUUUUUUUGUCGUUGCAUUUCGUCGUUCUUUUUUCUGUUAAUUAAUUACCAACUUCCUUUUUAAUUCCCUUCCAAUUGAACGCUCUACAGACACGCAGACACACGCACAUGCCCUAUAUUCCAUUCCACGACUGAAUAUCUUCAAUAAACAAAAAAGGAGGAAUAAUGGACGAACCAAAGAAACAUCAGCAGGAUAACAAGCCUCCUCUGUCAGACAAUGCCAAUGCUGCUCAGCCAUCGAGUAGGCCCAAGCGUAGCAGGCGCCCAAAAUCUCAGCCGGCAGCAGCGGCAGCACCCCAACAGCAACAGCAAUCGCCGUUGCCAGCUGCAGCAGCAGUUGUUCAGAAUAAGCCCACUCCAAGGACUGCACUGCAAAAGGUCAAGGGUUCGUCAGGACCCGCGGAUACACGCAGGCUGGCGUCACCAGCAACAACAGCAACGGCACCUGCGGCUGUGGCUAAGGGAAAGGGUACGCCUAUGGAUACUGCGGAUCGAUCAGCGCCGUUGCCGGCCAGCGCCUCGAAACGGAGAUCCAGACCAAAGCCAAAGCCCGCAGCAGCCACAUCCACGCCGGCUGUUGCACCUGCACCUUCAACUACAGCUACUCCCACUACGUCAACAAGACCGCCUGUCAAUGCCAGACAUAGGCAGCCUGAUGCCUCGAAGGAUCAAUCGCGCGCACAGAGGAACCCAGUGCAGCCAAAUAACAACAAGAGAGAUGCUAGACCCAAUCCACCCUCGUCUCGUGGGCCCUCUCGCGGUGCGUCUCGCGCGCCGUCGCCUCUUCAGGCUAUGCAGCCCAAGGCUAAGCAGCAGCAGCCCAAGCAGAAUCCGAGGCCACCAAGAGUGCAGCAGCAGGAUCCGAAGGCACAGAACACACCGGGUUUUAAACAGUUCCAAUCAACUUUGAACACUCGGAAGGGACAGGGCUCUCAGACAAUUCAAACCACUGAUGACGCUCAGCCCACCCAGGUUGCCCAGGGCGCAGAGAUUAAGCAUGUUCCUACUUCUGCUCUGCCUUCUGGUAGGCUUUCUACCAAGGUCUGCGUGCGCUGGCUGCCAGCUGAUCUCCCCGAACAUGUGUUUUGGAAGACUGUCGAGCCCGCGUUGCCUUGGUUUGACCCAGCAGAUGCAGGUACGACCACGCAGAGGCAGCGUGAAAUCCUGCGCGCCACUGCGCCAGCCGGCGAUAUCAGCAGCAGCGAGGAGAAAACCAUUGACAGCGACGCCAUUACGCCCUCUGAGGAUGCCACAGAGGGACCUUCUGAGGAACCCACCACCGAGUCUUCUGUGCCCCUUCCAUGUAUGGGCCUUGCGCCAACCAGUUCGAUCACCGUCGAUGUUUAUGACAGCCCUGCCCUGCAGCGUCUCGACGCGCCGCCAUACUGGCGCCGGUUUUCGCCGGGAAAGCAGCAUCGUAGCAGGGCCAAGCCGACGGACCCUUCCCACGCAGAGAUAGUCUUUGCGACGCCUGCCGAAGUUGACCAUUUUUUCCGCCACUACCAUGGCCAUGCAUUCGCCAAAAAUGGAUCGGUGUCUAGGGCCCAGGUCGAGUUGGCGGCCUUUCAGUACGCACCCUGGUCGUUCGACCAAUCCAAUGCCGCAGCGGAUCCUUUGGCAGGCACCUUGGACACUGAUCCGGACUUUCUGGCCUUUCUCAACCCCCUACCACCAAAGGCCGAGGGCGAAGAGGUCAAGCCUACCUUGGUGCAUCUGUCGUAUGCUGCGGCGGCAGCGGCAAAGUCCGCCACUGCGGCAAAUGGCUCUGGCGCGGAUGCAGAUGCGGCGACUCCCCUGAUUAAUUAUUUGCGCGAGAUCAAGCGCAAAACAUUUGGCGGUGCGUCGCGCAUGUCCAUGCCAGCGUCUGCGUCGUCGUCGUCGUCGAUCAAGUCGACAGUUUCGACAAAACCGUUGGUGAAGCUCUUGGCGAAGCCCGCUGUGCCGCCGUCUCGUUCGGGCAAGGGUGCUGCUGCUGCUGCUGCUGCGAAUUCAAAGCCAUCUGCAGAGCACGCGUCUUUGAAAAGAAAGAGUCGCCGCAAUCGUUGAGAAUUGGGAAAAGAGUCGUUUUGUGCUAGGGUGGGGGUGGUUUUUUAUUUAUGCGAGAGGCAGGUCGUAGUGGCGACUAUUGACUGUAUCUGUUGGAAACUUUUUGUAUGGAAUGAGCACCAAUUGG
Molecule: messenger RNA, 2201 nt
Organism: Kickxella alabastrina
Lineage: Eukaryota; Fungi; Kickxellomycota; Kickxellomycetes; Kickxellales; Kickxellaceae
Exons: 1
Coding region: 194-2074 (626 amino acids)
Biological process (GO): nuclear-transcribed mRNA catabolic process, nonsense-mediated decay; positive regulation of translation
Cellular component (GO): nucleolus; cytoplasm
Molecular function (GO): mRNA binding
Source: RefSeq, a predicted model, not a curated record